AUGGCGAUUCUAAAGGCAUGCCAUGACUCUCCUGUUAGGGGUCAUCGUAGUGGUAAUCGGACUGCUGCAAAAGUUCUUGAAUGCGUGCGGUCUUGUAAUCAGUGUCAGAGGCAAGGGAGUAUAGGCAGAAGGCAAGAGAUGCCAAUGAAAUUUGUGAUGGAAGUAGAGGUGUUCGAUGUCUGGGGAAUUGAUUUCAUGGGACCCUUUGUGAGCUCUGGAGGCAUGAAGUAUAUCUUGGUUGCUGUUGACUAUGUGUCGAAAUGGGUAGAAGUGGUGGCUUUACCUAACAAUGAGGCCAAGAGUGUCAUGGGGUUCCUAAAGAAAAACAUAUUUACUCGAUUUGGUACUCCGAGGGCUAUAAUCAGUGAUGGUGGUUCCCACUUUUGCAAUAGAGCCUUCGCAGGAUUGAUGGAGAAGUAUGGCAUCAAACAUAGGGUGACAACAUCCUAUCAUCCUUAA
Lycium ferocissimum is the source of this 459-nucleotide messenger RNA. RefSeq lists its product as uncharacterized. Gene Ontology annotation, biological process: DNA integration. NCBI's taxonomy places the organism in Eukaryota, Viridiplantae, Streptophyta, Magnoliopsida, Solanales, Solanaceae. Gene Ontology annotation, molecular function: nucleic acid binding. The coding region runs from base 1 to 459 and encodes 152 amino acids. The transcript has 2 exons. The record is from RefSeq and is a predicted model, not a curated record.